UUCCGCCUUUCCAGCCCGCUGGCAGUGAAAUGUUGCCGGACCUGGGUGCAACAUGAGCGGGCCUCAGCCCAGUGAAUUCCCGGACGACUGGGAGCAGCUCGAGCGGUGUGUGAGCGUCCUGAGGCGGAGAGCCCUGCAGGCCAGCGAGCUGUCCGCUGUCAGGACCUUCUCCGACCAGUUUCUCAUCAAGUUUCUCCGGGCCAGAGACGGGGACGUGGAGCUCUCCCUGAAGCUCUUACUGAACUACCAGCGGUGGCGAAGGGAGAGUCCUGAGAUCAGCAAAUGUCUGUCCCCCUCCUCGGUGCUUGGCCUCCUCAACACAACGUACCACACCGUCCUCCCACAGCGGGACCACACUGGCAGCAGGGUGCUCAUCUACAGGAUUGGACAGUGGAACCCAAAAGACUGGUCAGCCUUCCAGGUGUUCAGGGUCAGCCUGAUGACAUCAGAGAUCAUCUCCACGGAGACAGAGACACAGAGACGUGGUCUGAAGGUCAUAUUUGACCUGCAGGGGUGGAGUUUAGGCCACGCCCUGCAGAUUAACCCUUCCCUCGCCAGAAAGAUAUCCUCUGUACUUUCGGACUCUUUCCCACUGAAAGUUAGAGGUAUCCAUCUGGUUAAUGAGCCGAUGCUCUUCCGGCCAGUCUUCACCAUGAUUCGUCCAUUCCUGCCAGAGAAGAUCAAACAGAGGAUCCACAUGCACGGUGCUGAUUUUCAAGACACUUUAAGCGACUUCUUCUCAGCGCCCGUCCUGCCUCCAGAAUAUGGAGGGGAGGGGCCUAGCAUAGAGGAGGUGUGUCAGGACUGGACCAAUCAGCUGCUUGAAUCAGAGGAGCUCCUGCAGCAGAUUGCGAAUCACCCAACAGGUGACAUCACUGUUACUCCUGAGGACUCCUUGAUCUCAGAGGAAGUGCAGACUGAGCAACUCUCUGAGGGAUGAUGUUUGGAAUGUUCACAUAUACGCACUGCUGUUUUUUAGUGUGGAUGAAAACACACACACACACACACGCGCGCACACACACACUGACAGCCAUUUUUGAGGCCCUAACUCUUGAAGUUGUUAACUGCGUCAAGAGAGCUGUCGGUGCUUUAAAACUUUUCAGCGCUUGUCUAUCUGGUUGACUUUGUGUUUACAUGUGUCAGCUGUCUUCUGGUUACAUUGCUCCUUGAAAUCUGAACAAAGGCAGAAGUUACAUCCUCUAUUUUAAAUAUGCUUUCUUUCCAAGAGUGACAUGAAGAGUACUGAGUCUGAAGGUGUGUCUUAAAACGCGUACUUCCGUCGGUAUACUUCCAUGUAGUACACUAUGUACUUCUUGCAUGGUAUACUAAUUUCAACAGGGUAGUGUUGUCUCAAAUCACACACUGCUGUUUUACACUUACCUGAAGUGACAAUGGCCCUUCUUCUUCUUCUUUGUCUUGUUUUUUAAAUGGUGAAUUGCAAAUUGAUGGUGGAGCAUUAUAGCCAACAUUUGACCUAUUGGCUUCUAUUCAACAACAGUAUUGGUACUUAGUAGGGCUUAUAUAUAUAUCACAAUAUUUUUAGGCUGUAUAUUGAUACACAAUAUAUAUCUUGAUAUUUUUAAAUCUCCUUGAGCACUUCAUCAAUACUAGGACUGGGAGGCAAAAUCUAACAUAACAAUAUUUCUGACCAAAUACCCUCUCUGAUGCGACAAAAUAUGGUGAUGGUUAUUGUUUUUUUGUCAGAAAAUAUUAACACAAUUGAGAUUUCUGAUCAAUAAUCUUCAAUAAUGUGGAUAUAACAACUAAGUGUGUUAAGGCAAACAUUAAAACAAAUAGAAUGGUCUGGUAAGUUAAUAUAUGUGCAUCAUUUUGCUGUAAUGCAAUCACCAUUUAUGCCAUAUCACAAUACAGUGACAUCCAAAUCUAAGACAAUAUAUAGUCCCAUAUCUGGAUAACGCUAUAAUAUCUUUAUAUUGCCCAGCCCUAGUUCUUAGUGCAAAAAACAUGUACAUGUUCACUCUAGCUAGCUCAGGCUCCUUUUUGUCCCCAACCGCCAUGUCAAAAGUUGAGAAGAUAGCAACUGUUAAGGGUGAGAGGUGUUCAUCACUCCACACUCAACUUUUAGACUGUUUUCAGUGCGCCAGUAGCAAACUGCAUUUUCCCAUACUAUGAAGUGUGAACGCACUUAGGGCACUUGUGCACUCAAAAUAUUAAGUGUUUAGUACAGAAGUAUGCGAUUUGAGACACACUGUGAGUCAGUUCGGAGUUAGCCUAGCUUAGGAGGAAACAGCUACAUGGCUGUGUAAGUAAAAAAAAGGGAAAAAAAGGCUUACUAACUGUCUCAUGUAUUUGAACCUGUACACAAAAAGAAAUGUAAACACAACAAUGUAUGAGUUUUGUGGAAGUUGGGAGAUGAGAUGCACAGAAGUGCUGGGCGUUAUUCAUCAAGAAAUAGUUGCAGUACAUAACGCCCCCUAAUGGCCAAGACACAUCGAACAAACAUCAGAACUAGAGGCGAUGAAAGCUAUGUGUUGCGUUGCUACAGCCGACGGCAAACUAGCCUGCGUAAGAAGAAAUAACUCCACACCAGCACGCCAUGGUAGUCUGUAUUCCUUAUUCUAAGAGUGAAACCGGAAAACUGACAGGACAGAUUAAAGAUGCUAGUUGGACAGGCAGCACAAUAACAACACAACCCAGUGCUGAAAGAACAGAGCAAAUGUACCACUGAACAAUAACGCAGACAAUUACAAUUUUUUUGUUUGAAAGAGCUCAGUGGCUAAAGAAAUAAUCUUACCCAAUAUAACAAGUUUGUUUUAAUGUCAGCCCUUUUUUGACUUUAGUUGUGUUUUUGCUUUCCUCACUUCCAUUUCUCUUUUCAUGCGUUGAGCUGAACUGCCAAUCAGUGAUUUCAUUCAUCAACAGUUUUCACUGUCACUGACGUCGAUUCAACAUGCUGAAUCGGUUGAAAAAAGCAGAUAAGGGCUGACUAGUGUUAGUGGUGCAGGACACAUGGCAAAGGCCGGGGCGAGAGUCAUUCACCGACGGCCCAACAUUGACAGAUGGCUGAAUGUUGGCUUGGUUUAUCAGGUCCCUAAAACCACAAAUUGUUGUUUUUACAUUUCUGUUCAUUUACAGGUGAAACAAACAAGAUACAAUGUUGUGAAUAAGGAAUCAUCAGAGGUGGACAUGUUUUUACUUUGAAAAGAGUCAAGCUCUUGGUUACCCUCCAGUUUUUACCCUACGCUAGGCUAACCCAUGGAUGUAUAAAGAGAAUAACAGCAUUGGAGGUGGGGCCCCUUUCAUUCCAAUGAAAGUUGCUCAUGGGCAUGAAGCUGAAAUUCAGGUAGUUCGACUUCCUGGGUAUAAAGUUACCUGGAAAGUAGAAGUCCCUGGAUUACAUUGUUGGGCCCACAGAGUAGGCACACUAAAGACCUUGCAGGCCAAGCAGCUAACUUCCAGUUUAGCCUUCCCCUAACUUGAACAGGAACAAAAUGAUUUAAUCAUGUGGCUCUUUGAGACAUUACAAAUGUUAUCGGACUGAAUGGGUCAAAUCCCAUCAGUGAAAGGAGUCAUUUCAUGGGGACUGUGAUGCUCAAAAAAUAUAUUCACUGAUUUACAGAUGUCUCUUCCACAGUGUAAAUCUGUAGGGGAAAAGAAAGUCUUUUUGACAGGGCUGGAAGUUGAGGUCACACAGUUUGGACAUUGUGUCAAAUUAGUUUUUAAAGUCUGGCACACUUUCUUGGGGUUUGGGCUAACCACAUCCUGAUUCCAUUUCUGUAUGUAAAGCCCAGUUCAGACCAAAGAUUCGCAACGAGAUGAGUUGAAACAGGCAACUGUUUGCAUUGCGCCUUUUUGCAACGCUCUAAAAACCUGCCCGUUCACACCAUUGCAGCUAGAUGAGAUGUUGUAUCAUCUCUAUGCAACAACUCUCUGUAUUUCCAUUCUGAUUUCCAACUUUUCAGGCUUAUUCUGUGGCUGAAUAUAAUUUGUAGCUUCUUAAAAUAUGAAUGAGGAUAGUGGGAGAGAGAUACUGGCUACAGUUGCAUUUGUAGGAGUGAUGAAAUGGCGAAAAAGGAACAAAACAAGCAUCAGAUGGGCUGUAUUCAUGAUCAGUACGCCACAAUGAUAUAAAUAAGCAGCAGCAAUUAAUCAGUCCAUUAAAAUGUGUGUGCCUGAGGUGCAUAAGCAUAUACAGCGAGCAGCACCAGCACACACUGAGGACAGAAACAGAGAGCUUAGCGGGGACGGAGCACCUGCUGCAGUAAGUGCAAUUUUGCGUCUGCGGUCAUUUUGAUUUGACCAGCUGACUUCAGUACAAAGCGACAGGCUGUAGAAACAGGUGACAUGCUUUUUGUUUUAAAACCAGGUGCCGCAGAUUUGACCAGCUGAGUUGCAGGAGACACCAUCAGCCAACUUGAGUCCUACUCAGACCGGCCAGUUCACACCGCUGUGACUUUUCUCUGCAACAUUUGUUGUUGUGUCUCGUUGUGAAUCAUUGGUCUGAACUGGGCGUUAAACACAACAUAUAACUGUUAUCAAUCUGCUCAUCAAAAGCAAACAAGUAUAUUUUUCCCACAAUAUUGAAGUUUUUAUAUGUGAUUAAUACAUUUUUAAUUCAUGUUUAAGAAUUUAGCUAGUAUCUGCUAGCUGCUCAGUGUUGAUAGUUUUGUUCCUUUAUUUGAGCCAACUCUUUUGCAGCUGCUAAGUGUUAUGGAGUACAAACUGGAUCUAAAGGUUCAACAGUUUACUGUGUCAACAAACCUACCUUAUCAGAUCUUUCACUUUUACAGGAAUGUUGCUGGAUGUUACUGUAUGGACAAGUUUUUUUUCAGGGAUUGCUCCAGUUUAGUUCUUCUGCAGUUUAAUAUUAAUAACCAACAGCCAAUUCUCCAGUGGAGCUCAGGGAUGAAUUGCUAAGAGGAGGUUUGUGCCACAGCUGCAGGACACCAACCUUCAACCAGAGGACCAAGAAACAAACUUUCUGUAAAAUCCUGUGAACUCAACUUAAGUGCUACUGUGAGAGUUUGAUGCUUUGCAAAAAAUUCCUGGAAGCUGAAUGGUUUCCACAAUAGUGUGUUUUCAUGUUGCUGUGGACAGAAGCUCUACAGACGAACAUGAACCUUGACUUCCUUCUAACUCAUCACUCCUUCCACACAUUCGUCUUAUCAGCCAGUCAAAUCAAUCCAUCCAGUGCUCUAUUUGUUCAUGGCUGAUCAUUUUAACUUUGGUCUGUCAGUUCAAUUCAAACUUUAUUUCAGACUCACAAGAGGGUCGAUAACAGUUUAACAGUUUAAAAGUUUACAUGUUUUCUUUCUAUUUAUGACAAGAAGCCUUUGACUAUAUUAUGCACUUAUGCCAUAUACCCAGGUAUUGUAAAACAUGUGAACUUGCUGUUCACACUGAGUUUCUAAUUAUUUUUAUCUAUUGUUGGAAAACUAAGAAUAGGCUCAUAAUAACAGAUUUAUGCUAUUUACUUCACCCUUUAAAGGAGCUCUAUACAACACUCAGAGCAUUAAUGUAGCAUCAAACCACUAUUUGCUAUGUAAAGCUAAAGUGAAGUCAUGGUGUCCUCAGCAGAGAGUGAAGUCAUGCUCCCUCUGUGUGUGUUGUAAUCUGAGCUUCUCUGUUCUUUGCUGUGGUACGUGGUCUGGCUGUGCAUGCAUGGUAGUGCAUUUGAGUCCCUGUGUGUGUAUCCUGCUGGCUAGCUAAUCGUCGCCCCUCUGUGAGGAACACAUACAGUGGUUACCGCUGAUUUCAGGACACUAUGCUUCUGGUGGACGCCACACUACGGGCAGCACCCACCCUCCAGUUCCCCUCCACGUAAACAGUCAGUACGUUUAUAUGACAUUAGAGGAAAUCGAUAUAUUGUGUUAGCCCGACUAAAACCGGACUUUUUAUAUACAUGUAAACAUGUUGGUCUGACUGAUAUCGUACUAAAUCGAAUACCCAGAUAAUGUGAUCGGGAGUCAAAUUACUCCUACAUGUACACAGUCAUCAGACUGUAACUGGUCGAGGCGAUCUGCACAUGCUCCACAGCUUCCACCUCAGGCUUUGACCUGGAAGUCAGAUAGCUUUAAAUGCAUAACAGAGGAAGAAGCCAGUAACAACACGGUGAAAUCUACAUCCAGAGCUGUGCAUUUUUGGAUGGACGAGGAGACAGAGUUUAUGCUGUAUCAGCUGAAAGAGUUAAAUGUUUUUUUGAAAAAUAGAUGGGAGAAAAACAUGGAAUGGAGAUUGUUUGAUCUUUGAUGUAAUAGGUCAACCAAAAAAAAGUGCAGUACUACAAGCUGAAAGGGGGCAUAUCGCAACCUAUCGUAGCAGAGUCAGACAUACUUCGGUCAAUAAAUCGAUUCCCCUCCCGUGCUUGUAUACUGGGACAAGGACAGUAGUCCAAUUAAAUGGCCUAGUGGAGUUAGAACUGUCGCUCCACUUAACUGUGCAUGUAAACGUACUGACUGUUAGUUCUGUCAACACAGGUGCCAUUGUUAGUGCUGUAAACACUGUUAGCAUCAUCAGCUAGCUAACAGCCAUGUGGUGACAACCUCUGAAUCAUAAAUAUGCUCUGAAUAUCGUAAAGAGCUCCUUUUAAAAAAUAAGAAUGAAUGUAUUUCUUAGCCGCUUGGGCCUUUCUGAGCAUAUCCAAUGAUAUUGACUCUACAAUUACAUAAAGGUAAAAAACAAACACAAAAGCUCAACUUAUGAGCUCAUGUGGUAACACACCUUUAACUGUUUAUACUAAUUUGACAUAUACAAUAUGACUGUAGUUAUUUUUAAAUCAGAAAGAUUUUAUUAAUAUUUCCUGUAUUCCUAUAUGUCUGGUAAUGAGUAGACAGGACAUAUUUGUGCAAUGGGUCAAUGAACUGAAGGUUUUCAAAAUGUUGGAAAUAAAAGGUGUGUA
Epinephelus moara (kelp grouper) is the source of this 6859-nucleotide messenger RNA. RefSeq names its product tocopherol (alpha) transfer protein (gene ttpa). The coding region runs from base 53 to 940 and encodes 295 amino acids. NCBI's taxonomy places the organism in Eukaryota, Metazoa, Chordata, Actinopteri, Perciformes, Serranidae. Gene Ontology annotation, molecular function: phosphatidylinositol bisphosphate binding. The transcript is spliced from 5 exons. Gene Ontology annotation, cellular component: membrane. The record is from RefSeq and is a predicted model, not a curated record.